Pochonia chlamydosporia 170 is the source of this 2868-nucleotide messenger RNA. RefSeq names its product alpha-glucosidase. Bases 1 to 2868 code for a protein of 955 amino acids. Gene Ontology annotation, biological process: carbohydrate metabolic process. Gene Ontology annotation, molecular function: hydrolase activity, hydrolyzing O-glycosyl compounds; carbohydrate binding. Lineage: Eukaryota; Fungi; Ascomycota; Sordariomycetes; Hypocreales; Clavicipitaceae. The transcript has 2 exons. The record is from RefSeq and is a predicted model, not a curated record.
AUGAGACAUUGGAAGAGCCUCCUCUUUUCGGGCCUCGCCUCCGCGGGCGCCCUCGUCACUCGCAAUGGUGGCGAUGCCCUGGCCAAAUGUCCCGGAUACACGGCCUCCAAUGUCAAGACAUCCGGUACUGGAUUGACGGCUGAUCUCAAACUCGCCGGAAAGGCGUGUAAUGCCUACGGCGACGAUCUAAAGAAUCUCGUCCUGCAAGUCACAUACGAGUCUGGUACGCUCACUUUUCCCACCACCACCAACAACAACAACAACAACCAUACAGAAGAGAAACAUCUAACAACAACAGAUAACCGCCUCCAUGUCAAGAUCCAAGACAAAGACAACCAAGUCUACCAGGUCCCAGCAUCCGUGUUCCCCCGGCCCAGCGGCUCCUCCUCCGCAUCCAGGAACAACCUCAAAUUCGACUACACCACCUCCCCAUUCUCCUUCAAGGUCAGCCGCCGCGACACGCACGAAGUCCUCUUCGACACGUCCGCCGCCUCCCUCGUCUUCGAGUCGCAGUACCUCCGGCUGCGGACGAAACUCCCCAAGGAUCCCUACCUGUACGGCCUGGGCGAGCACUCUGACCCGUUUCGUCUCAACACCACAAACUACAUCCGCACCAUGUGGAACCAGGACAGCUACGGUAUUCCGUCGGGGGCGAACUUGUAUGGCACGCAGCCGUUUUACCUUGAGCACCGGGAGAGCGGGUCGCACGGCGUGUUUCUGCUGAAUUCGAAUGGUAUGGAUGUCAUGAUUGACAAGGCUGCCGAUGGGAGUCAGUACCUCGAGUAUAAUACCCUGGGUGGUGUCUUUGACUUUUGGUUCUUUGCGGGCAAGACGCCUACAAAGGUUGUUCAGCAGUAUAGUGAGAUUGCUGGCUUGCCUGCCAUGCAGCCAUAUUGGGGGUUGGGAUUCCACCAGUGCCGAUACGGCUACCAAGACGUCUUUGACGUAGCCGAAGUCGUCUACAACUACAGCAAAGCCGCCAUCCCCCUCGAGACAAUGUGGACAGACAUAGACUACAUGGACCGCCGGCGCGUCUUCACCGUCGACCCGGAUCGCUUCCCGCUCCACAAGAUGCGCGAGCUCGUCUCCCACCUCCACGACCACGACCAGCACUACAUCGUCAUGGUCGACCCGGCCGUCGCGUACCAGGACUAUCCACCUCUCAAAAAGGGCCUCGAGCAGGACAUCUUCCUGAAGCGCGACAACGGCUCCGUGUGGCUGGGCGUCGUGUGGCCCGGCGUCACCGUCUUCCCCGACUGGUUCUCCAAGAACAUCGAGGCCUACUGGAACGGCAUGUUCGGCAGCUUCUUCAACAAGAAGACGGGCGUCGACAUCGACGCCCUCUGGAUCGACAUGAACGAGCCGAGCAACUUCCCCUGCAACUUCCCCUGCGAUGACCCCUACGCCGCCGCAAAGGGGUUCCCGCCUCCAGCGCCUCCCGUCCGCAGUCCUCCUCGAAAGCUGCCCGGCUGGCCGUGUGAUUUCCAGCCCCCCGGCACAGACUGCAAACGCUCCGUCGAAGAGGUCGCUCACCAGGCUCGCUCUCCCGUUGGAACCGUCGAAUCCCCCCGUGCAGUCGAGGCGCUCGCUCGCUCUGCUGAAGUCGAGCCCCGUGCCAAGGGCGACCAAAAGGGUCUUCCGGGCCGCGAUCUCCUCUACCCCAAGUACGCCAUCCACAACAAAGCCGCGUACAUGGACUCGUGGAACUCUGACAAGGGCGGCAUCUCCAACCACACCGUCAACACUGACCUCAAGCACCAGAACGGGCUGACCAUGUACGACACGCACAACAUGUACGGGUCCAUGAUGUCCAUCGCCUCAAGAGAAGCCAUGCUCGCGCGUCGUCCUGGCCUCCGCCCCAUGAUCAUCACCCGCUCAACCUUUUCUGGCGCCGGCGCAAAGGUCGGCCACUGGCUCGGCGACAACUUCUCAACCUGGGACAUGUACCGCAACUCGAUCCGCGAGAUGCUCGCCUUCACAUCCAUCUACGGCUUCAACAUGGUCGGCUCUGACGUCUGCGGCUUUGCUCAAGACACCACCGAGGAACUAUGCUCGCGAUGGGCUGCCCUCGGCGCCUUUUCCACCUUCUACCGCAACCACAACGCCGAGGGCCAAAUCUCCCAGGAAUUCUACCGCUGGCCCUCUGUCGCCGAGAGCGCCCGGAAAGCAAUCGCCAUUCGCUACCGCCUCCUCGACUACAUCUACAGUGCCAUGUAUACCGCCUCCGUCGACGGCUCGCCCGCCCUCCUGCCCAUGCUGUACGUCUACCCCCACGACAAGGCGACCUGGACCCUCGAGCACCAGUACUUCUACGGCCCGGGCCUCAUCGUCGCCCCCGUCACGCAGCAAGGCGCCACAAGCGUAGACAUCUACCUCCCAGACGACCUCUUCUUCGACUGGUACACGCACAAGCCCAUCCGCGGCGGCGCAACCACCCACACCAUCAAGGACGUCAGCACCACGACCAUCCCGCUCUUCAUCAGGGCAGGCGUCAUCAUCCCCACGCGCAUCAACUCCACCUACACGACUACCGAGCUGCGCAAGCAAGACUUUGAGCUCCUCGUCCCCGUCGACGGCGUCAAGGGCCACGCCAAGGGCCAGCUGUACCUUGAUGACGGCGUGUCCAUCGACCAGCACGGCAAGUACUCCCUCAUCAACUUUGAGUACAAGAACGGCCAGCUCUCCUUUGACGGCGUCUUCAACUACAAGGGUCCCGCGAGAAUCACAAAGAUUACCUUCUUGGGACUGGGGUGCAAGCCCAAGCAGGGCAAGACUGACCACAACAUUGCUGCGUCCAAGACCUACAGCCGCUCUGUUAACGUCAACUUGUCUUUGGCUAAGGCUGCGUCCUACAAGGCUAGCAAUUAG